CAUGGCGCACCUUAACACGUUUUUGUUUUUUUUUUUUAAUUAUCUUUACACAUGCUAGUAAUUAUAAGUUUAUCCUAUUAAAUCAGAUAUAAUUACGUUUUAUUAUCUCCUAACAUUUAUUUGUUAUAUUUAUCUUUUAUUUGUUUUCCAAGUUUGUUGUUUUAUUUGUUUUCUCCUGUCAUCUUGAUCUCAUUAAUACUUUCCAUAAUAAUAUUUUUUGCCGUGAUCUUCCCCCAUUUCUACUCAGAUUUGUAUCUUCAACUCCGAAUUGGAGUUUAAUUUCUAUAAACCCUAAAAAAUUUCCCAAACAAAAAGUAUAAAUCACACAUCCAUCUUCACAUCACUAACCCUUUAUAUCAUUAAAUAUAGACAACAAUUUUGUGAUUGGUCAAUUUUAGUGCAAUUUUCUCUCUCCUAAUUGUUGUUUUUCAACUGGGUUCUUACUCAAUUUCAACAGCAACUGACAUUGAUUGAUCCAAAGUACCUCAAAAUCUGGGUGUGUUUUUUCAUCUGCCCACUUGAUUUUUACUGCUAAAAACCAAAAAAAAAACUGAAUUUUUCUUCGCUUUUACAUGUUUCCUGAAUUGGGUUUUGCUCAAAAAGUAAGUGAGAUCUCAUAUCUGCAUUAAAUUUAGGAACUUUAUACUAAAAUCUGAAGUGGGUUUGUGAGAUUGUUGUAGUUUUGGAUUGAUUUAAGCAAAUUUGAGGUGGGUUUUUUUAAUAAGUAUGAGAAGUGAGCCUUAUUAUUGGAAGAAGAAGAUACAAUGAGUGGAGGCUCAUUGGGUCUAGGUUUGCGUUCUGCAAGUUAUGGAUCAUUGCAACAACAUCUGCACAAUAAUUUGUUACCAAAUCAGUCUAAUUUACCAUCUCCUCCGCCACCUUUACCCUUCAUAGCCAGAAAACCAGUGAAGAUGAUGAAGGAAAAAGAGAGGUUGUUUCAUUGGCUUUGCAAGUCUAUUGGUAGGAAAAAAGUUGGCAUGCUGUUCCUUUGUUUGGCUUCUGCAGCAGUUUUUAUUUGGGUCCUAUAUGUUGGCAAAGGUGAAGAUUCCAGAGGGACUGAAGGUGCUGCAAGUAUCACGUUGAAUAACAACACAUCUUCACGUAUUGAUAACUUAUCUAUAAAGUACAAUCAACCAAAUAACAGCAGCAAUCCUGCAAGUAUUGAAUCUUCAACUCCUAACGCGUUGCAAGUUACGCCUCGUAAAUACUUUCCAGGAUAUAUACUUCCUCCUGGAAAUCCUUGUGAACGUUUUUCAUUACCACCUCCACCAGCAGAUAAGAAACGAACUGGACCCCGUCCUUGUCCAGUUUGCUAUCUUGAUCAGGAGCAAGCGAUCUCAUUAAUGCCGGAUGCACCAUCUUAUUCCCCUGUGUUGAAUUUAACAUAUGUCUAUGAGGAGAAUUCAUCAAAAACUGAGUUUGGAGGUUCCGAGUUUGGUGGAUAUCCUUCUCUUAUGCAAAGGGAUGAUUCCUAUGAUAUUAGGGAGUCCAUGCACGUGCACUGCGGUUUUGUUAAAGGACAAAAACCUGGCCGUGGGACUGGUUUUGACAUUGAUGAUGCUGAUCUUGCUGAUAUGGAACAGUGCAACGGGAUAGUUGUCGCUUCAGCAAUUUUUGGAAAUUAUGAUUUACUUCAGCAGCCCAAAAAUACUAGUGAAGAAGCCAAAAAGAAUGUAUGUUUCUUCAUGUUUUUGGACGAGGAGACUGAAGCAGCAAUGAAGAAUGCUAGUAUUCUGGAUGGAAGCAAAAAGGUUGGAUUAUGGAGAAUUGUUGUUAUUCACAAUCUUCCCUACAUAGAUCCAAGGCGCAAUGGCAAGGUUCCGAAGCUUCUACUGCACAGACUAUUUCCUUAUGCUCGUUAUUCUAUAUGGAUGGAUGGGAAACUUCAACUUGUUGAGGAUCCUUAUCGAAUUCUCGAAAGAUUUUUGUGGAGACAAAAUGCCACUUUUGCAAUAUCCAGACAUUACAGACGUUUUGAUGUAUUUGUGGAAGCUGAAGCUAAUAAAGCUGCUGCAAAGUAUGACAAUUCCUCCAUUGACUUUCAGAUUGAUUUUUACAAAAAGGAAGGAUUGACGCCAUAUUCUUUGGCAAAGCUUCCCAUUACAAGUGAUGUCCCUGAAGGAUGUGUUAUACUCCGGGAGCAUGUCCCAAUCUCUGAUCUUUUCAGUUGUCUAUGGUUCAAUGAGGUUGAUCGAUUUACUUCCAGAGAUCAAAUUAGUUUCUCAACUGUAAGGGAUAAAAUCAGUAAGCAGGUAAACUGGAAUGUCAGUAUGUUCUUGGACUGUGAAAGGCGCAAUUUUGUUGUUCAGGGCUAUCAUAUGGAUGUGUUGAAGCAAAAGCAAGCAGCUGCAUUAGCUGCUGAGCAUCGUUCUGAAGUUCUUCAUUCUCCUCCACCUCCUCUGUCGCCUCCCCCCUUACCAACCACUCAGACCGAAAACCCUCCAAGCCGAAGAAACCCAUUGAGGAGAGGAAGAGGCCGAAGGCGAAAUCGCAAGGUUGCUGCUGGAGCUACGGAGUCAAUAAUCACAGGCACAGGCACAAAUUGAGGGCCGCAAUUUUGUUAAGUCAACAAAUUAUACAGAUAGUUCCCUGCAUCAAAGGAAAAACACCAACUUACCCUGCCUUGCGCAGGGUUUGGUUAAUUGUCCCAUUUAAGAAAAGUGUUGUAUUUUUAUCAUCUUCCUUUACACAGCUAAUAUUAUUAUUGUUAUUAUUUUUCCCCAUACAAAGGAGAAAGAGCUAUGUGAAAAACGGGAAUUGUUAUUCAUUUUUUUGUAUAUAUAAGAAUACCACAUUUUUUAAAUAAAUUUGUCAUUUGAGUA
Messenger RNA from Beta vulgaris subsp. vulgaris (sugar beet), 2822 nucleotides. RefSeq lists its product as hypothetical. Lineage: Eukaryota; Viridiplantae; Streptophyta; Magnoliopsida; Caryophyllales; Amaranthaceae. The coding region runs from base 765 to 2546 and encodes 593 amino acids. The record is from RefSeq and is a predicted model, not a curated record. The transcript is spliced from 9 exons.